Molecule: messenger RNA, 1746 nt
Organism: Lindgomyces ingoldianus
Lineage: Eukaryota; Fungi; Ascomycota; Dothideomycetes; Pleosporales; Lindgomycetaceae
Exons: 3
Coding region: 1-1746 (581 amino acids)
Source: RefSeq, a predicted model, not a curated record
AUGCCAGGUCCUAUAUCGAGAACGCAAACUGCACCGCUAGAUGGUACUCUUGCUGUACCACUUUUGCGGCAAGUCUCGGCCGCCAGCUCAUUUGGCCCAUCGUCACAAACGUCCGCCAGUAGCAGCAUACCAUUACUCCAAGACCUCGCGUCGAAUAACCAUGCGAUUCCAGCCACCAUUCAAAGCGGAUGCGCUGACGGAAACUCCAGCCCGGGGAACACACAAACAUUAUCUUCCCACGUACCAACAACUCUAAACACUCUGGAUGGGACUCAAAGUCAUCGAAAUGGGAUUGGACCAAAUCCUUUAUCAUCGCCAACUACCAACCAAUCUAUCAUUGUCCCGCGCAACAAAGACUUCAAGGAAUGGCGUUCAUGGAAGAUCCACUGGCUGUACAUGGCCCUCCUCCUUCUCAUUGUCAUCUUCUUCAUCAUCACAAUCUCCACCCUGACUGUUAUCUCCCGUCGAGACUCCGGCUUCGCCAGAGAAAGCCAACCUCCCGGCUUCCUCCAGCGUAACCCGGAACUGCGGAAAGCUAUCUGGGAACAAGGCAUUUUCUAUACUGCGAUUCCGGCUUUUAUUAUGACUAUUUACCGGACGAUGUGGGAUGCUAGCGUGAUGGCGUUCGCUGAUCGGCAGCCGUGGAUAAUUGCCUUCCGGAAUAAGCACUUUCUGCCGUCGGCUUGCAUGCUUUCUUCGCUGGUGCUGUCGUUCGGCAUAGUACCACUGACGUCGUUCCUCUUUAGGAUGGAUUCUUCGCUAUCAAACUCAACCUUCCCACUAUCGAUUGACACGUAUUACAAUGGGACUAUCGAACCACAGAUUCCGGCCUUUAGGAACGAGCCAAGCGUCCGAAUGGCACUAGAUACUGCUGCAGGUUUACAUCUGCAUAAUCUGAGCUUACCACCACGCACUGACGGGACCUUUGCCUUCCCACAGUUUACCCCACGAGUCGAUUUAGGAAUUAGCAACAUUCGCCUUAAAAUUGCAGCCUAUGGCGUCAAUGGUGACUGCAUAGAAAUCCCCGAGUCGGAGUAUGAGAAAAAAACCCAAAGACUGGGCAGCUCAACAAUCUCAAUUCAGGUCAGUGCUAUCGACCGCAUGUGCGCUAUAUCAAACGCAAUCAACAUUCGAACGAACCCAUGGAGCCCGGAUAUUUUCAUGACGUCUUGGUAUACGCCGACUUGUAGCACGGCAGCCUUGACCCGCUUGAGCGUUUUGGCCGCACGCUACGACAAAGCCUCGCAAACCAUACAAACCCUUUCUUUGCUGUCGUGCAAAACUUCUUACUUUGUCAGCUCUGGAGAGUUAGUAGCAAGUUCGGGACCUGGAAUGGGUUACAGCUCGCUGAGUUUUGAAGAAGACCGCGAGAACCGGGCGGAACUGGACUGGCUCCAGAUUUACCCUUUGAGGAAUUUCCUAGAGAAGGAGGUACACAAUCUGAGAUAUUUCGACGGAGGGGAGACAAUUGAUGGGAAUGAAUUCGUCAAGUAUGUUUACCGCAUGGCGCAACAGGCCAGUCCGGACGAGCCGAUGCGGCCGGAAGCUCUCGUCAACUCGACGCAGAUCCUAUUCGAAACCGUGUACGCGGUCUUCGCUAGUAUCUACUCGUUCAAAGACCGCAACACCCCUCUCAAUGAAACUGGCAUCUAUAUGAUUGAGGAGAAGCGGUUGUUCGUAGUGCCUGUCGUCGCUUACGUUUUGCUCGGGGUACUUGGUACUACCCAGCGUUCCCAACCGGCGUAA